This is a messenger RNA of Hyalella azteca, 623 nucleotides long. RefSeq lists its product as uncharacterized. The coding region runs from base 1 to 552 and encodes 183 amino acids. The record is from RefSeq and is a predicted model, not a curated record. The transcript is spliced from 3 exons. NCBI's taxonomy places the organism in Eukaryota, Metazoa, Arthropoda, Malacostraca, Amphipoda, Hyalellidae.
AUGGUACCCGCUCUGAAUUAUUCCCGAGGCGUUUGCACGGUGUCGAAAGUCACGUUGCUUGGCGCCCUGACCGCCACAUUCCGUACCCCAGCGGCGCCCACCAACACCUCCACGGAGGUAGCGCGUGGCAAACCUGUCACUGCCGUGCCCCGCUACAUGACCUUUGUGAAGGAGUUCGCUGUCGACGGCCGCAACGACACCAAGUAUCACUCGGACGCGACAGGAGCUUAUAAGACCCCGUGGCUCCUCGUCAACUUGCAGGGAGCCAUGUUGGUGCACAAAGUUCGACUGCUUCCUAAUGUUGGUGUAAUGCCAAAGCGAAUUAACAACUACCAGAUUCUGCUUGGCAACGACGAGCCUCCCACUGCGAUGGACUUCAGCCAGUACGACGUGGUGGGGGCCAUCCCCGGGCCGGUCCCCUUGGGGGAGAAGUGGUACGAGUUCGACGUGUCGCCCCCUCGCUGCAGCCGCUACGUCGCUGUGUACAAAAACGUCGCGACUCCUGACUACAUCAUGGAGAUCUCGGAGAUGGAAGUCUUUGUCUUGAACUAAGACAUUGAAGAGGGAACAGCAUCGUCAUGGAGAUCUCGGAGAUAGAAUAGAAUAGAAGUGUCGGCACUGAA